AUGUCUAACAUCACGGCGGUAACAGAAUUCCUCCUCCAGAGAUUCUCUGACAUCCGGGAGUUGCAGCUGAUCCACACUGCACUGUUCCUUCUGGUCUAUCUGGCAGCCCUGUUGGGGAAUCUCCUCAUCAUUGCCGUCACCACCGUUGACCGGCACUUGCACACCCCCAUGUACUUCUUCCUGAAGAACCUGUCUGUUAUUGACCUCGGCUACAUCUCCGUCACAGUCCCCAAAUCCAUCCUCAAUUCCCUCACGAAUGUCAACUCCAUCUCUCUGCUGGGCUGCGCUGCCCAGGUAUUCCUUGUAUUUUUAUUCGGUGGAUCAGAGUUGGCCCUGCUCACGGUGAUGUCCCACGACCGCUAUGUUGCCAUCUGUCGC
Molecule: messenger RNA, 378 nt
Organism: Tachyglossus aculeatus (Australian echidna)
Lineage: Eukaryota; Metazoa; Chordata; Mammalia; Monotremata; Tachyglossidae
Product: olfactory receptor 14I1-like
Exons: 1
Biological process (GO): G protein-coupled receptor signaling pathway
Cellular component (GO): membrane
Molecular function (GO): odorant binding; G protein-coupled receptor activity; olfactory receptor activity
Source: RefSeq, a predicted model, not a curated record